UUUCGUUGUUGCAAAAAUUUGGAUAUUUUAGGUUACUUCACGUUUGGAACUGAAAGAUACAGAGCAAGAACAAGCUAAAUUGCCAGUCACACUCAAAAACCGAUGGGCUUCUUGACAGGGAGCUCUUGCUAUUUACACUCUUCUCCGCUUUGCCAAUCUCGCUUUCCUUCUUCUUCUUCUUCUUUUUCUCAGUCCACUUUCUUCCAUUCUUGCGCUAGAAAUGCAGAUACCAAGAGGAAGAACUUUGCUCCAAUGGCCUGUCUGUACCAUGAGGACCCAAACGACGGCGUCCACCGCAAGCGGAGGGCGAUUCUGUUUGUGGGUAUUUCAGUUCUUCCUUUGUUGCAGCUCACGGCCAGAGCUUUUGAACAUUUGGGAGCAGAAGAAAGGGAGCUAAAGGAACCAGAGGAGAACCAAGAAGCUGAGCAGGCACUUCAAAGAGAUGCUCCACCAAAUCCAUUCCUGUCUCUCCUAAAUGGAAUUGGUAUAAUUAGUUCUGGUGUGCUUGGUGCUUUCUAUGCAUUGGGUCUGAGUGAAAAGACGGCUACUAAUGCAGCAGUAGAAUCUAUGAAGUCCCAACUGAAAGAAAAGGAAGCUGUCAUUUUUUCAUUGGAGAGACACUUUGACUCAAAGCUACUGAAUGAACAGGCAGAACGAACCAAGCAACUCAGAAAGGCAAAGGAGGAGCAGCAGUGCUUAUUGAACCAACUAAAUUCAGCAAACAGUGUAAUUACAGGCUUGGGACAGGAGCUGAAAAAUGAGAAAAGAUUAAUUCAGGAGCUUAAAUUUCAAAUUCACAGUCUUGAAACCAGCGUUUCAAAUGCUAGGGAUGAUAAAAAGGCACUUGAAGAGGAUUUGAAGGAAAAGCUUGACUCAAGUGCCGUCUUGGAAGAAAGGAUUAAUUUGCUCAGUUUAGGGCUCAAGGAGAAAGAAGAUAAUGUUCAAAGUCUUAGCACUUCUCUUGCUGAAAAGGAACUAGAGUUGAACAACUUGAAUUUUACCAACAAGCAAACUAAGGAUGAACUAGCUAAAGUACAUUCAGAAAUCCAAAGAUUGGAGGUUGAAUGCCUAAAAAAUCAGAAGGAACUAGAAUUGAGAAAUUCUAUGAUGGAUGAGUUAAAUAGAAGAGUAAGUUCUUUAAAUUUCGAGAGGGAUGAUUCUAAGAAGAAAUUGGAUAUGAUUCAGGAGGAAUACAACGAUCUAAAGUCAUUUUCUGGGAAGAAGGCAGCUUUGGAUUCUAAGCUUUUGGGAGAAAAAGAAGCGGAACUUCUGCAGCUAAAUGAAAAGCUUGAGCUUGCUAUGAAUGAAAUCAGUGGAAACCAAGCAGUAAUUUCUGAUUUGACACAGGAACGGGUUAAUUUAAGGGAAAUGUUGGAUAGAGAAUUGAACAAUGUAAAGCAUCUGAAACAUGAACUCCACGUGACUAAGGAAAGUCUUGAAAAAUCAAUGAAUGAGGUGUCUGAUCUGACAAAUCAACUGGAGCGCUCCAGAGAUCUGUGCACAGGGCUUGAAGGUGAGAUAUCCAGGGUUCAGGCUGAGUCUUCUGAAGUCAGGGAAUCACUGCAAAAGGGCCUUGAUGAGGCAAAACUAAGCAGUGAAAUGGUGGCCAUGGAGCUCACAUCAGUGAAGGAACUUCUGAAGAAAAGAGAGGAGGAGCUGCAAAUUGUGUCCCAUGAACUGGCAGGUGUGGUGGAAAAUGGUGAUAGCCUACAGAAGGAACUGGUCGAUGUUUAUAAAAGGGCAGAAACUACAGCCAAUGAUUUAAAAGAAGAAAAAAAGGUAGUUUCUUCAUUGAAUAAAGAACUCCAAGCUUUGGAGAAACAAAUGUUGAAGGACAAAGAGGCGCAGAAAUCUCUCGAAACAGACCUGGAAGAGGCUACCAAAUCACUUGAUGAGCUGAACCGAAAGGCUCUAAGUCUUUCUAGAGAUAUAGAGAAGGCGAAUUCCCGGAUCUCUGACCUUGAAGAUGAAAAGGAGGUGCUUUACAAUUCUCUUACAGGGCAAAAGAAUGCAUCUAAAGAAGCCCAAGAAAACAUGGAAGAUGCCCAUAACCUCAUUAUGAGACUUGGCAAGGAAAGGGAGAGUUUGGAGAAGCGAGCAAACAAACUCGAGGAGCAAUUAGCAUCUGCCAAGGGUGAAAUAUUACGGCUAAGGAGUAGAAUAAAUUCAUCAAACGCUAUUGUAAAUAAUCAGCAACCACAACAAGGUGAAGUUGAAGGCAAUGUCCCUGUUACUGCAAGGAGAAAUGGUAGGAGGAGAAAGGCUAGUUCUCAAUAAGCUAGUGAACUAUCUUGAUUACGGUAAUCUUCUACCCCCACUUUAUGGUAAAAUGCUCAUGUAUCCUUAUAAGCGAGUUGUUCUUGAGCUCUCUUCUUCUCUGGCUUAGAUUUUUUUUUUUUGUCUCUGCGAAAUUAUCAUAUUGUACAUUAAGCACGUAUGUAUGCAAUUGCAAGGAUCCUCAUUUUCGGGUUUUGUUUCAAUUGUAUGUUUGUUACUGUACAGUAUCAAUUUCUGGAAAUUUUCACUGGUGGAAUGUUGUACUAA
This is a messenger RNA of Juglans regia (Persian walnut), 2544 nucleotides long. Its product is annotated as MAR-binding filament-like protein 1-1. NCBI's taxonomy places the organism in Eukaryota, Viridiplantae, Streptophyta, Magnoliopsida, Fagales, Juglandaceae. Bases 103 to 2277 code for a protein of 724 amino acids. Gene Ontology annotation, biological process: mitotic chromosome condensation. Gene Ontology annotation, cellular component: chromatin; condensin complex; condensed chromosome. The transcript has 4 exons. The record is from RefSeq and is a predicted model, not a curated record. Gene Ontology annotation, molecular function: chromatin binding.